AUGGGACUGCUAACAGUUGGAACGCCGUUGCCGUGGGAGGAUUCGCGCCCCCAUAUCGAACAUGUCAAGCGCAACGGAGUUGAGCAGCUCCUGCAUGUGCUGCGCGCAGCGUACGAGCGGAACGGCGAUCCGCUGAUGUGGGGGGAUGAGAUCGAGUACAUGCUUUACCGGUUCCGCAAGGCGCAGAAUGACGUGGUGCUGAGCGUGGAGCACGACGGGGUGAUCGAGGAGCUGGAGGAGAAGUACGGCGCGACGUGCGCAGAGUGCAACGUGAGCUUCCACCCGGAGUACGGGAGGUACAUGGUGGAGGCGACGCCGCGGCGGCCAUACCGCGGGCUCGCGGUGGCGGAGGUGGAACGGAACAUGGCCGCACGGCGGCACCUGCUGGGAAUGGCGCUGGCGCAGACGGAGGUGGUGCCGCUGUCGACCACGGUGUUCGCGCGCAUGGGGUGCGAGGACUUCGUGGACCUGCCGGAGCCGUGGGCGCACAAGAACUCGGUCAGCAGGUCGCUCUACCUCCCGGAUGAGAUCAUCAACCGCCACACGCGCUUCCCGACGCUGACGGCGAACAUUCGCCUGCGGCGCGGCGAGAAAGUGUGUAUAAACGUGCCCAUGUUCAAGGAUGAACACACGCCGGCGCACGACGACACAGUGUACGAGCGCGCCUGGUUUUCCCAGGAGGACCGCGAGUCGCUGCCGGCGAGCCGUCCGGGACACAUCUACAUGGAUUCCAUGGGGUUCGGCAUGGGCUGCUCCUGUCUGCAACUGACAUUCUCUGCCCCCAAUGUCACGAUGGCGCGGUACAUCUACGACAGCAUGGUGCCGCUGUCACCCAUCAUGCUUGCGUUGUCCGCAGCCUCUCCGUUUUUCAAGGGAUGGUUAGCGGAACAUGAUGUACGCUGGAAUGUAAUUGCCGGUGCGGUUGACGACCGCACGCCUUAUGAGCGAAACGCCGUGCCAUUGCUUCCGGACGGGUCGCUCUACGGUGGCAUUGAGUCCGGAAAGACAUCAGAAACCCAGCGGCUGAUCAAAUCCCGUUACAGCGUCGUCGACUUGUAUCUGGGUGGGAAUAAGUUCUUCUCGCCGGAAUUGAACAAUGUCCCCGUCGCGAUCAAUAACACCGUCUACAACCGACUACUGGAAAACGAGAUCUUCCCUGUUGAUGAAAAUCUAGCGCGGCAUUUUGCGCACCUCUUUGUGCGUGAUCCGCUAGUCAUUUUCAAUGAAUCUCUCGACCAGUACAAUGACUCAGAUAUGGGUCACUUCGAGAACAUACAGUCGACCAACUGGCAAACAGUCCGGUUCAAGCCGCCGACUCAGGAUGCCACGCCGGGAAAUAUGUCUGUUCCCGGCUGGAGAGUGGAGUUCAGGCCGAUGGAAGUCCAGUUAAACGACUUUGAGAAUGCUGCGUUCGCAAACUUUGUCUAUCUACUUGUGGAAUGCAUGGUCGAGUUUAAGGACGACAUUAAUGCCUAUGUUCCGAUGAACCUUGUCUGGGAGAACAUGGACAUUGCUCAUCAGCGUGAUAGUGUUAAUAGAAGGCUCUUCUACUGGAAGAAUGGCUUCUCCUCAGACAUCGAGUAUGAUACUGAACUUUACACCAUGGACGAGAUAUUCCACAACAAGGAGAAUGGACUCUUUCCUCAAUUCAUUGACCGUAUUUUGAGACGCAAGGGAUAUGUUAAAAAACACUGGAAUGAAUUGAUCAAUUCCUCCGGUGAUCUGCCGGACCGCCGCAGGCUGUACUACUACCUGAAGCUAGUCUCGGAUAGAGCAAAGGGCGAACUACCUACUUCAGCCUCAUAUCUGCGCCACUUUGUGGUGACACACCCAGAAUAUGCUCGUGAUUCAAGAAUAAGCAAGCGAAUUGCACACGACUUGAUGCAGUCGUCUCUGAGAAUCACGAACCUGGACAACAGUGCAGAUGAUAUCAUAAGGUAUUUCGGCCUCGAGAUUGGUAGCUACCUGUUAGAGAAUGGGCUCUGA
This is a messenger RNA of Eremothecium gossypii ATCC 10895, 1986 nucleotides long. It is a transcript of the gene GSH1, whose product is annotated as glutamate--cysteine ligase. Gene Ontology annotation, biological process: glutathione biosynthetic process. Gene Ontology annotation, molecular function: glutamate-cysteine ligase activity. The transcript has a single exon. Bases 1 to 1986 code for a protein of 661 amino acids. The record is from RefSeq and is marked provisional. Lineage: Eukaryota; Fungi; Ascomycota; Saccharomycetes; Saccharomycetales; Saccharomycetaceae.